AUGUGUGUUGUAUCAGACAGACAUGAGAGCAUCAUUAAGGCGGUGAGUAGAGUGUAUCCAACUGUGCCACAUUUGGCAUGCAUAUGGUAUUUAUGGAAAAAUGUGACCACGAAAUGCAAAUCGAAUGGUGAAGUAUUGAGUCCUGUAUUCUAUGCACUUGCAAAAGCAUACACACAGGCUGAGUUUGAUAAGCUGAUGGAGAAGAUUGAGAAGGUUGAUUUUCGGGUAAAAGAGUACUUGGAGGAUGCUGGAAGGGAAAAGUGGGCUCGACUAUAUUCACCCGUUAACAGAGGAUGGACAAUGACCUCAAAUAUAGCCGAAUGUAUUAAUGGAAAAUUGGUAGCAGCAAGAGAGUUGCCUGUUUUCGAUUUUCUUGAAGAAGUUGAACCAUCAACUGAAUAUGUGUAUACCGUAAAUGAUGAGGCUGUAUUGAAGAGUAAAAGUCUUAUGCCUGAUGAAUAUUGCUCAUACCUAUUCAAACCAAAGACAGUGAUUACGACGUAUGAUGUGCCUGUGGAUCCUCUGCCUGACGAAAGUGAGUGGAAUAUUCCCAAACACAUAUGCGAGGAAGUUGUUUUGCCACCAAGAUACAAGAGACCCCCGGGAAGGCCAAAGAAAAAGCGAGAUAAACCAUUAAUGGAGACGAUGAUUGGUAAACGUAGGAAUGCUUGUAGUACUUGUGGAUGUCUUGGUCACAAUAGACGUUCUUGUUCUAACGAGCCACGUAAGAAGUAG
Molecule: messenger RNA, 735 nt
Organism: Lycium barbarum (goji berry)
Lineage: Eukaryota; Viridiplantae; Streptophyta; Magnoliopsida; Solanales; Solanaceae
Exons: 3
Coding region: 1-735 (244 amino acids)
Source: RefSeq, a predicted model, not a curated record